UAAAAACAUUUUUAAAAACCAGCGUCCCACAGCCGCCACCCCUCCACCACUUGCCGCCUACCCAACCGCCACUUACCGGCCAAUCGACGGCGAGGCCCAAGACGCACACGACGUGCAGCAACUCGGCCCUGGAGUCGACUCCUCCGGAUAUUGAAAUAGUGGUCUCACAGUCUUUGUUGCCACCGACCGCCUCACGCUGCUCAACUAAGCACGUUUAAAAAAAUUCCGGUUCUUAGAACGAAAGUGUCACUUUUGGAAGCUCAUUUGCCUUUGAUUUUAUUCUAUGUGGCGUUUAGCAUUUGCCCCAACUCUCAUAAGAAAUCUCCCAUCUAAAAGAACCCCAAUAAACUCCUUCUCCACUGUUUUGUUUUGUGAAAACACUUUGAAAAAAUGCGAAUGCUGGAUUUUGGGGAGCCAUUUUUCUGGGUGGGCUUCGAGUCCUAGCUUGUCUAUAUGGAGAAGAAAGAAGGAAAUGAGCAAAGAGGGUUUGAUGGUGGCUAAGGAGCUGAAGCGUCUCCAAUCUCACCCUCUACGCUUCGAACGCUUCAUCAAGUCCCAUGUGUCUCGGUUGCUCAAGUCAGAUCUCGUUUCUGUUCUCGCUGAGUUUCAGAGGCAGGACCAGGUCUUUCUCUGCAUGAAGCUAUAUGAUUUGGUGCGCAGAGAAAUAUGGUAUCGCCCAGACAUGUUCUUUUAUAGGGACAUGCUUAUGAUGCUUGCAAGAAACAAAAAGGUGAAUGAAGCAAAGUGGGUUUGGGAAGAUCUCAAGAGAGAGGAAGUUUUGUUUGACCAGCAUACGUUUGGUGACAUCGUCAGGGCCUUCUUAGAUAGUGGACUGCCCUCGGAAGCAAUGGAUAUAUAUGAUGAAAUGAGAAGAUCUCCUGAUCCCCCAAUAUCUUUGCCAUUCCGCGUGAUCUUGAAAGGGCUAAUUCCAUAUCCAGAAUUUAGAGAAAAGGUGAAAGAUGACUUCUUGGAGCUCUUCCCUGACAUGAUUGUGUAUGAUCCACCUGAAGACUUGUUUGAAGAUCAAGAAUAGAGAAGGGAAAGUGAACACAAUUAGAAGGCGUUGAUGAUGCAUCUUUACUCGGACUGCCAGAGGCAUUCAUUCUUCAGUAAAGUUUGCCAUCACAAAGGGCUGAAUGAUUUCUUACGUCUUUGCCAGUUGGGAUCAGUUGGCUUUCUCCGGUAGAUAAACAUUAUCCAGGUUGCCAAGUCUCAAUCCUUGAACCAUAUCGGGCAUUGAGGAAUAUCCUCACUAACAGCUCCUAAAAGCAUAUGGGCUAGUGCCAUGUAAUGAAUUUUUGACAGACUCAUUAGAUAGCAUAUAGCUGAUUCUAAGGCAUAAUAUUACUUUCAAUAGAUUUGGCUUAAUUGUCGAACAAUUAAUUUAUGUAUCAUUAGGAUGAAGGUGGAAUAUGAAAAUAUCCUGUGUCAAUUUUAUUUGAUCAA
Molecule: messenger RNA, 1446 nt
Organism: Pistacia vera
Lineage: Eukaryota; Viridiplantae; Streptophyta; Magnoliopsida; Sapindales; Anacardiaceae
Product: pentatricopeptide repeat-containing protein At1g62350-like
Exons: 3
Coding region: 284-1033 (249 amino acids)
Molecular function (GO): protein binding
Source: RefSeq, a predicted model, not a curated record